AUGUCACCGCCAAGCGGAUUCAAGAGGGCCUACAAUCCGCUCCACGUAUAUCGCAGCCUACUCCGUGAAGCCUCCUACCUUCCGCCGGUAUGUAGGACGCGCAUUGAACCUCGCAUUCGCUUCCGGUUUAGAAGGCACAGGGCAGAUCCGAAUCCUGAGAAGCGUCUUCGUCAGGCCCUCCAUGACUUUCGCAAUCUUCGGGCAGCGAACCUCGGGGAUAUGGACCGCAUGCGCAAAGUUAUGAUGUUGUCUUUCGGCCGCAUCGGCUGGAGGCGGCACGAGCUUCUCGCGGAUCUUUGCCGGCUGAAGCAACCAGAUAAUUCGGGACAACUUGAAGACCAGCUCCGGGAAGCACAUGCCACCGCCCCGCGGGACUGGUUGGGGACUUGGGAUAAAGGGAAAAUCCUUGCGUUCGCGAGAAGCCAGGCUGGCCGCAACUUGCGCAAUUCCCCGCGACCAAACUUUAGCUCCAAGAGGCUUGAACCCCGCACAGCGGUUCCCGCAAUGAAUAUAUGGGGGAAGCCCUUUGCUGAGAAACCAGCGCGUCUGAAAGAGAAAAAGUGGUGGAAGCAGUGUGCGAACCGCAUAUUGCCACCUUUACCCCGUGGCGAGUGGGAGCUUUUGAAGCAAUUAGCUACCGGCGAAGCAGGUUCGCAUUGGGCUGUGCCGUCGAGGCGCUCCUCCGCUGCAUCGGCCGUAACUUCUCUUCAAGACACGUUGCCAGCAGCAGACGGCGGAAUUGAGACAUGGGACUGGGAGAAGUACUUGGCAGGUCCCGUCAGGGCUGUCGAACGAUCCAACUCUCGACGCUUUCGACUUGCCUCUAGACCUUUUCCAGCACCUUUGAGCUCGCCCUUCGAUGGUCCAGCCAUUGGCUACCACAACUAUACGCCUCGUUUUUGGCGGCGGCUGUAUGGGGAGAUUUGGCAGUUGACGGCAGUCAUGGAAAGCAAGGCAGGCGGGCAGGCGAGUGGCUGGGAUAUCACAUGGGGCGGAACUUCAUUGCAGCCGCUAUCACCGACGGCGGCCAGCCUCGAGUUUUUUGAAGGGGUCGACAGCAAAGGCGCCUUGCCUCUUCGUUCAUCAGGGGAGCAGCCGAAAAACACCACUUGA
Molecule: messenger RNA, 1113 nt
Organism: Sporothrix schenckii 1099-18
Lineage: Eukaryota; Fungi; Ascomycota; Sordariomycetes; Ophiostomatales; Ophiostomataceae
Exons: 1
Coding region: 1-1113 (370 amino acids)
Source: RefSeq, a predicted model, not a curated record